UGAUCCGGUGCGGAUUUUUGGGACCUAGGUCUAGGCGCACCCCUUUAGGCGAACCGUCCCUAGUUAUCUCUUGUCUAAUCUCUGCCUACAUUUGCAUGCAAUUAAUUAGUUUACCUAUGCAUGUUAAAUAGUCAUGCAUUAAUUUAUGGAAAGUGUUAUCUACCGUUGGACAGAGGAUCACGUUAAUUAUAGAGAGUAUCAUUCUUCGGACGUGAGAAUCACAUUAAUUAUGUGAAGUACUAUCAUUGAGCAUUAGACGGGAGGAUCAUGUUAAUUAUGGAGAGAAUAUCAUUUCCUGAACGGGAGGAUCACUAAUAGCCCUGAAGAUAGAAGGAAUUAAUGCACCGAUUCUGUAGGAGAUAAUUUACUUACCGAACAACCUCACGACCUUAAUUUUGUUAAGAUAAAAAAUAACACUGGUAAGAUAUUGCAUAUCAUCUCGGGAUCUCUGUAUGUAUGAGCCGGGAGCUCUAUAUGUAGCUGGCCAAGCUACCCUAAUCAAUCUUCAUCACAUCAAAGACUACUCCUACAUUACAGGCAUGGCGUCCAAGGCCUGCAUCCUGGUCCUGCUCUUCGUUGCAGCUCUUCUCCAUACAGGUCAUGCUAUUGGCGACGCCGGGCCGUGCCAACUGGAGGACAUCCGCGUCUCGUCGGUGUUGACGGGGCGGCUGGUCCGGAAUGUGCCGGAGUACAGCGUGACGGUGGAGAACACGUGCUCGUGCCCGCAGGGGGCCGUGGUGAUGUACUGCAACCUCGGCGAGGUGAACGCGGUGAUCCCGGACACGACCAAGCUCCGCCUGCUCAGCCGAAAGCAAGGGCACUGCCUCAUCAACAGCGGCUGGCUGAUCUUCAAGGACAAGCCCAUAACGUUCACCUACGCCGCCAAGACGCAGCUCGACUUCACCCUCGAUAACGCCUCGCCGGAGUGCCUGGUGUGAUCGUAGCUUUUUUUUACGCAAACACACGCAACGUUAUUACUUGGAAGCAAGAAUGUUUAAAGGUACAGAAAUAGGGUCGUAGGAAUGACCAGGCCAAAUAUGGCGUCUUGUACCUAAAGACGACGUGUCCUUUGCAAGGCCAUGGACCUUGAAAUUAAAGUUUGUACGCUCAUGAAUAAAAAAGGCAACUGUCAAAAGAUGAUUUCUACUC
This is a messenger RNA of Triticum aestivum (bread wheat), 1149 nucleotides long. RefSeq lists its product as uncharacterized. Lineage: Eukaryota; Viridiplantae; Streptophyta; Magnoliopsida; Poales; Poaceae. Bases 453 to 938 code for a protein of 161 amino acids. The record is from RefSeq and is a predicted model, not a curated record. The transcript is spliced from 2 exons. Gene Ontology annotation, biological process: cell fate determination.